Molecule: messenger RNA, 1386 nt
Organism: Symbiodinium natans
Lineage: Eukaryota; Dinophyceae; Suessiales; Symbiodiniaceae
Source: the annotation of a GenBank genome assembly
AUGGGAGGUGCAAAGACGAUUGGCUGGGUAGGAAGCCUCGCCGUUCUGCUGAACAACAUCCUUGGGCCGGGAAUCGCCAACUUCUCCGGCCUUUAUCAGCAAAGCGGCUGGUUUCCACCUACAUUCCUGGUACUGGUCUGCGUGGCUUCCAGCAUCUUCAGCGGUGCUAUGCUUCUCGCAGCGAUGCGAGCGUAUCCGAACAACCAGGACUUCGACGUCCGAGUUGAGUACGGCACGUUGUGUCGGUAUUACUUCUCUUCGAAGGUGUCUAAAGCAUUCCAAGGCCUAUUCCAGCUUGCCAUGCUCACCGCCAACAUCAGCAACAUCAUCCAGACGGCGCAGGUCUUCGACUAUUUUUUCGAUACCGUCUUCGGGGACUCUUGUGCCCUGAUGUUCUACCCCAGCUUCUUCCACGCCUUCUGCCAGAGCUCCAACCAAGAUGUCACCCCCUUCGGGACAGGGAAGGUGGUCCUGUCCCUGGGGAUGUGCAGCGUGUCCCUGUUUAGCAUCCCCUUGGGCUACUGGAACCUCGAAGACAACGUCAAGGUUCAGAAUGCCGCGUUGAUCAUUAUCCUUCUGUCGAUCAUGCUGUGGGUUCUGAUCUUCUUCGCCUUGGGUCUGGAAGCCGACAGGGUACCUGCAGUGGGCUCCUCCCUUCACAACAUGGGCGGCACCAUCCUAUUCAACUUCAUGUUCAUCUCCACCGUUCCGUCCUGGGUCUGUGAGAAGAAGCCAGGCGUGCCGCCACUGAGGACGAUCCUCGUGACCCUCGCACUUGCAGUGGUAGGAUACCUGAUGGUGGGCAUCCUCGGUGGUAUGGCCUUUACGCCCUACUUCACAACAGACAACACUUUGCUUUCUCAGCUGAACCACAUCUCGCCUCAGGAGGGAUCGCAGCUGGUGAGGUCCACGGCCUUCGUGACCGUGCAGGCCUACGCCAUCUCGGCCAACUUGGCGUCCAUCCCAAUCUUCUCCAUUCUCAUGCGCUACAACCUGAUCGAAAGCAAGCUUGUGGGCCGCAAGGUCGCCGGGGCAGCUGCAGUGCUUGUUCCCUUUGGGGUGUCCGUUCUGCUCUACACGGGCGAAGGCUUCAAGAACGCAGUGGACUUCUCCGGUACCUUCACCUCGUCUUUCGUGAACCUGAUGGCACCCAGCCUCUUCUUCCUGUCUGCGCUCAAGCAGGAUCAAGCUGCCGUGCCGAUGAACGCCCGUGAGUGCGUCAGCUCUGCCGAUGCAAGCCGACCGGUCUGGAAGACGUCUGCAUGGGAGAGCCUGCGCUGCCAAGCGGCUGCGAAGCCGCGCCGCAUGUGGCAAAUCAUCGCUUGGGUGAACUUGUCCUUGAUGGCGCUGUUGACAGCUGUCUCCAUCGUGGACCAAUUUGCGUAG